Molecule: messenger RNA, 2115 nt
Organism: Scheffersomyces coipomensis
Lineage: Eukaryota; Fungi; Ascomycota; Pichiomycetes; Serinales; Debaryomycetaceae
Product: GPI-anchor transamidase subunit
Exons: 1
Coding region: 86-1768 (560 amino acids)
Biological process (GO): attachment of GPI anchor to protein
Cellular component (GO): GPI-anchor transamidase complex; membrane
Source: RefSeq, a predicted model, not a curated record
UUUUUUGGUAUUUUUAUUUUUCGUUUUUGUUGAUACUUGUUCAAACUAAAUAUUGCUACUCCAUCAAAGCAAUUAUCAUAAGGCAAUGGCAUUAGCGGAGACCAUUAGUAGGAAGAUACACAAGUUGGGAUUGAUUCCUAAAUUGAUCAAGUUAUUACCUAUUGUGUCGCUUUUGUUGGCAAUUUCCAGUGUAUCAUGGUUAUUAAUCUUACCACUUGAAGGAAAUUAUAGAAGAACCUAUAUUUCUGAAAAUGCAUUGAUGCCAUCUCAAGCUACAUCAUUUUUCCGAGAAAGUGAAUGGAAUAUUGUUAGAGGGUAUAGAGAAGAAGUGGGUAAAUUAGAAGCUGAAUCAAUUGAAGUUCGAAAUCAAGUCAUUGAAUCAUGGUUACAUGAGAUUGGUUUGAUUACGGCAUAUCAUGAAAAUACAUUAUAUUCCAUCAUGCAUGCACCAAGAGGGGAUGAUACAGAAGCUAUGGUUUUAGCUGUUCCAUGGAUUACAUCUGAUGAUGAAUAUAAUGAAGGUGCUAUAGCAUUAGCUGUGGCAUUAAGUCGAUAUUUUACAAGAUUAUCAAUUUGGUCAAAGAAUAUCAUUGUCGUAUUUGUGGAGGAUAAUAAAGUUCCCUUAAGAAAAUGGGUUGAAGCAUAUCAUACAUCGUUAGAAGAAACAGCGGGAUCCAUUGAAGCUGCUAUCGUGAUGGAAUAUGGUAAGAAUGGAGAUUAUUUUGAUUAUUAUGAAUUGAAUUAUGAAGGAUUAAAUGGUCAAUUACCUAAUUUAGAUUUAUUAAACACGCUUAAUUUAAUUGGAUAUCAUGAAGGAUUACAUUGUGUUAUUCAAGGAACUCCAUCGACUGAAUUAAUUAAGAAUACUUAUUUUACCCGAUUAAGAACAUUGGUUAGAGGUAUAAUUGCCUUAACUUUAACUGGAAUUAAACCUAAAGGACAAGGAUGUGAAGCAUUUUCAGGAUGGCAAAUCCAAGCUUUUACAUUAAAAGCAAAAGGAACUACUGGACCUCAUGAUAUAACUCAAUUUGGUAGAUUAGUGGAUUCAACUUUCAGAUCAGUUAAUAAUUUAUUAGAAAAAUUCCAUCAAUCAUUUUUCUUUUAUUUAAUGUUAUCUACCAAGAAUUUUGUUUCAAUUGGAACUUAUUUACCAUCUGCUGUUUUAAUGGCAGUUUCAUUUACAUUUAGUUCAUUAGGAACGAUUUUAAUUAGUGGUAUACCAUUAAAUUCCUUUAUAACUGAAUCAUCCAAAUUAUUAAUUAUAUUUGUUAGUAUUGAAGGUAUUUGUUUAAUAUUAGCUUUAGCAUUACCAUUGAUAAAGAUUGAUUUAUCCAUUGGAUUAGUGGUGAUAUCAUUUUUACCAUUACUAUUAAAGAAUUAUGUUAAAAAGCUUAAUAAAACUAUAUCAUUUGGAUUAAUUGCAUUAUCAUUAUUUUUUAUAUCAUUAUUAAUUGUGGCGUUAUUGAUUGUUCAUUUUUCAUUAGCGUUAUUAUUAGGAUUAUUUUGUUUACCAUUAACAUUCAUUGCACAACCUCCUAAACCUCAAAUUAAAACCUUGAUUAAUUUAUUAAUUUCCAAUCCAUUUUUUAUUAUAGCGAUAUUUGGUCAAGAUGUAUUUGUGGGAUUAGUUACAUCAUGGCAUGAUAUGCAAUGUUGGACAUGGUUUGUGGUUAUACUUGGAUGGUAUUCAGCCUGGUUAGGAGUAGCCAUAGCAUCACUUAUGGGAGACUUUACCGUUGAAGUGGAUAAAGUCAAAAAAGAUCAGUAAGUAAAAAGAAAAUAUUAUAUUUAUAGAAAAGAGUAAUUAAAAAAUUUAUAAUGUAUACAAAAUGUUUGCUAAGUAAAUGUAAUCCAGAUUUGACCUUGACCAUUCUAAUUAUUAGAUGGAAUAAGUUUUUAACUUUUAUUGAGCUGAUUAUGGUGAUCAAUUGAUUUUAAGAACAAUUUGUAUGAUGAUUAAGUGGUGAAAUUGAUCAGAUCAUAGAGUAAUUGGAGGUUUAAGUUGGUUUAUAGUUUUACAAUGGUAUGAGUCAAGUGCCCGUAAAGUACAACAUCAAACAUCCACUUCAAUGUGUUCAAUUCAAAAUAAAGUAAGUCAUUUGACUCUAGGCCUUC